This is a messenger RNA of Exophiala bonariae, 741 nucleotides long. RefSeq lists its product as uncharacterized. Lineage: Eukaryota; Fungi; Ascomycota; Eurotiomycetes; Chaetothyriales; Herpotrichiellaceae. Gene Ontology annotation, molecular function: oxidoreductase activity. The coding region runs from base 1 to 741 and encodes 246 amino acids. The transcript is spliced from 4 exons. The record is from RefSeq and is a predicted model, not a curated record.
AUGACUUCCUUCCAUGACAAAGUGGUUGCCAUCACCGGCGGCGCCUCAGGAAUUGGCCUCGCCACGGCGAAGAUACUCGCAUCACGGGGUGCAACGGUCUCUCUGGCCGACAUCAACCAAGGUGGUCUUGACAGUGCUGUCAGAGCCCUUUCUGCGGUUGGCGGAGGCAAUCAUUCGGGUACUGUGGUUGAUGUGGGUGACAGCAAGGCUGUGACUGAUUGGAUCCAAAGGACCGUAUCAGAUCAUGGCAAGCUCGAUGGUGCGGUGAAUCUCGCAGGUAUGGUCCGUGUGCAGCGGCCCCUCAAGGAUGAAACAGACGAGGCAUGGGCAAGAACCAUGCAUAUCAAUGCCGAUGGAGUGUUCUACUGUCUGCGCGCUGAAUUGAACGUGAUGAAGGAUGGUGGGAGUAUCGUCAGUGCUAGUAGCGUUGCCAGUCACCUUGGGAUGGCUGGGCUGGGAGCCUAUUGUGCCAGCAAGGCUGCAGUAAAUCUUUUGACAAAGACAGCAGCCCGCGAACAUCCCAACCUCAGAGUCAAUGCCAUAUCACCAGGGGCAACUGCAACACCUAUGGUUGCAGCCAUGGAGGCAGAAAUGGGGCACAGUCAACCAACAGUGGCAGCUUGCAUUAAUCGACAGGCAGACCCGAGUGAGAUUGCACAGGCUAUCGUAUUCCUGCUAAGUCCCGAGGCAUCAUUUAUCACAGGGAGCGUAAUGGAUGUCGACGGAGGUUAUCUGGCGUAG